AUGUAUGAUAAAUUAACCAUGUUAAAUCUACAAAGUGGUUCCAACUGGACUGGGCCAAAUAACUGGUACCAUCAGCCAAACACAGUGCCCCCACAGCACAGCACAGAGGGAUGUGGGGUUGAAGUGGAUGGUAGAAUUGGAGGAGGAGGCAUGCAGGCAGAGAGGGAUGAGGGGGAAGAAUCACAGCUACGACUGCAACUGAAGAGGAAGUUGCAGAGAAACAGAACCAGUUUCACUCAGGAACAGAUUGAGGCACUGGAGAAAGAGUUUGAGAGGACACAUUACCCAGAUGUCUUUGCAAGAGAGAGAUUGGCAGCCAAGAUUGAUCUUCCAGAAGCACGGAUUCAGGUGUGGUUUUCCAAUCGAAGAGCUAAAUGGAGGAGAGAAGAGAAACUGCGCAACCAGAGACGAUCUGGGGGCGGGACAUCCUGUUCCCAAGCACACGCCCCCUUAAGCACAUCCUUCAAUUCGACUGUCUAUCACCAUCAACAUGGCAACAGUUCAGGGUCUGUGCUGAAUCGCAAUGAAUCGUCUCUCCCUAGCUACAGCUCUCUCUCUGUCUUCUCUGGGGUUCAGCCUGUACCCCCACAAUCUGCACCCUCUUACUCCUGCAUGCUGCCCCCAUCGCCCUCAGCCCCUCGAAACUUUGAUUCCUCCCCUUACCCCUCCCCUCACUUACCUCCACCUCCUUCAGCCAACUCCAACACAGGUCUCAUUUCUCCAGGAGUUUCAGUACCAGUGCAAGUUCCUGGCAAUGAGCAGAGCAUGGGUCAGAAUCUGGGUCAGUACUGGGCCCGACUGCAGUGA
Megalops cyprinoides (Indo-Pacific tarpon) is the source of this 807-nucleotide messenger RNA. It is a transcript of the gene pax10, whose product is annotated as paired box 10. Gene Ontology annotation, biological process: regulation of transcription by RNA polymerase II; anatomical structure development. The record is from RefSeq and is a predicted model, not a curated record. The transcript has 7 exons. Bases 1 to 807 code for a protein of 268 amino acids. Gene Ontology annotation, molecular function: DNA-binding transcription factor activity, RNA polymerase II-specific; RNA polymerase II cis-regulatory region sequence-specific DNA binding. NCBI's taxonomy places the organism in Eukaryota, Metazoa, Chordata, Actinopteri, Elopiformes, Megalopidae.